CCUCUCCUCUCUCUUUUCCCAUUCCUGCUUCCCAGUUUCAAUGAAUUCCCUGCCCACAUCCUCCAACCUUAACACCUUCAACACAGGCCCUCUACACCGUUCCUUCUUAGUUCUCAGUGGCCUGGAUGAUGGUCUAAUUCCUUCCCCAGUGGCAGCCUCUCCCUCCCCUCCUCCUCCCCCCUUCCCACCCUCUUAACCUCCCUCCCACAGCAUUCUGGGCUUGUAGCCAAGAGUCAAACUCUUCCAUCACCGUGCACCAGUCCAGACCAGCGAGCCCUAAUCUACUUCUGGGCAGGCUAGCCCCCUCCAGCAGCGUGGCCAGUAGAGCACCCAAAACCUUGCCCUCCCAGGACUGCAGUGGACCUGACAGGAAUCAGGGGACAGGUGCUCCAUGUUCUAAAAAAAAGUUUGCUCUGAAAAUGAUUCCUGGAGAGUUAACCACUUCUCUUUUAAUGCUGGUGAUUGUCCUUAUUUCUAUAAAUGUGUUAAGGAACAGGGGCCAAAAGCCACCGUCUCCUCCGGGCCCAUGGGCUUUACCGGUCAUAGGAAAUCUUCUUCAGCUGGGAGAGCAUCCUUAUCUUUCAUUUAUCGAGAUGAGGAAAAAAUACGGAGAUGUGUUUCUCAUCAAACUGGGAAUGGUACCUGUUGUAGUUGUGAAUGGGAUGGAACCAGUGAAAAGAGUAUUAUUCCAAGACGGAGAGAACUAUGCUGGCAGACCCAAUAUGCACACCUUUUCUUUCUUUGCCAAUGGAAAAAGUCUCUCGUUUUCCACAAACUACGGAGACAGUUGGAAGCAUCACAAAAAAAUGGCAAUUAAUGCUUUAAAGUCUUUUUCCAAAGCAGAAGCAAAGUCCUCUACCUGCUCCUGCCUCCUGGAAGAACACGUCUGUGGGGAAGUGUCAGAGUUAGUGAAGAUCUUUACAGAACUGACAGCCACACAAGGCAAUUUUGACCCCAGGGGCUCCCUCACCUGUGCUGUUGCUAAUGUGGUCUGUGCCCUUUGCUUUGGCAAGAGGUAUGAGCAUACUGAUGAGAAAUUUCUAAAGGUGAUUAAAAUAAACGAUGAUUUACUGAAAGCAUCCAGUGCUGUGAACCCAGCGGAUUUCAUACCAUGUUUCCGCUAUCUUCCGCUGCGGGUUGUAAAUGCACCCCGUGAGUAUUAUCACAUGUUAAAUCAGUUUAUCAUGCAACACGUACAAGAACAUUACGUCACCUAUGAUGAGGGUUACCUCAGAGACAUAACGGAUGCUCUCAUUAGCAUCUGUUAUGACAAGAACUCAACUGGGAAAACACCUAUCUUACCUGAUGAUACGAUCAUAAGUACUGUGAAUGACAUCUUUGGUGCCGGGUUUGACACAGUGUCAACUUGUCUAAAUUGGAGCUUUCUCUACUUGAUAAACUACCCUGAGAUUCAAACAAAAAUUCAGGCAGAAAUUGAUGGAAAUAUUGGGCUGAAGCCACCCAGAUUUGAAGACCGAAAAAAUUUACCAUAUACCGAAGCUUUUAUAAAUGAAAUCUUCAGGCACACCACAUUCCUACCCUUUACUAUUCCUCACUGUACUACAGCAGAUACCAUUCUCAAUGGUUACUUCAUUCCCCAGAAAACCUGCGUUUUUGUUAACAUUUAUCAGGUUAACCAUGAUGAGACUCUUUGGGAGAAACCUGACUUAUUUAGGCCUGAGAGAUUCCUGAAUGAAAAUGGGGAGCUGAACAAAGGUCUUGUUGAGAAAGUUUUGAUCUUUGGAUUGGGAAUAAGAAAAUGUUUGGGAGAAGAUGUGGCUCGCAAUGAGAUUUUUAUUUUCAUUACCAAUGUCCUGCAGCACCUGAAGUUGGAGAAGUGCUCUGGAGCCCAGCUAGAUUUAACCCCAGUGUAUGGGUUAUCCAUGAAGCCGAAGCCAUACCAUAUUAAAGCAGAACCACGCUUCUGAACAUGUUUUGUAGUCUGGUUUCUCAAUUUGGCUAGAGACUCUAUCAUUUAACUGGGAAUUAUUACCCUGAAGAAAAUUUUAUUGCUCAAGUAUUAUGGAGGUUGAGUAAUCCAAUUCAUAACCUAUGCUAUUACUUCUUAUUGUUCCUUCCCCAUAUGUGGAUAAGCAUUAAUAUUUUCCCCUGGAGAGAAACAGAUUAAUACUCCAUCUGCUUUUCUUUUAAAGCUAUGGGAAUUGCUCAUUUUGUAGAUUGAGUUUAAAGCUAUGGAAAUUGUUCCUACUUACAGAUUGAGUUUAAAGCUUUGAAAAUUGCUCGUGCUUGUAGAUUGAGCUUGUCAAACUAGAGGCACCCCCUCGAUUCCUUGCAACAGAAUGCUGUCGGGGGGGGAGGGGCAUAGUAUAGACAAUUCUGACAAGUGAAAUUGGCCUCUUUGAGCCUUCUUAGAGAAAGUUUGGUGGGCAUCUCCUCUCACUGUGACUCAGAUGGUGUAGUUAUCAAACAUCAUCCUACAGCUAAGAGUAAAGAUUGUAUGUCAGGCAUUCCUUCUCCAACACAACUUUUUCAAGCAUGAUUUGGAUAGAAUGUGAUGGAAGAAUAGGGGGGAACAUAGUCAUUCAUUGUGCUCCUUCCUCACUACUUGUCUUCAGUCCUCUCCCAAUACAACCCAGCCUGCACACUUAACUCCUCAAACACUGAGCCUCACUCUCAUCCUUCUCAUUGUCAGACUCUUGCUCAUGCCCUCCUUCCUGCGUUGGACUCCCUCCCUCUUCGUAUCUGACAGACCACUACUGUCCCCAUCAUCAAAGCCCACCUAAAAUUGCAUCUCCUCCAGGAAAGCUUCCCUGACUAAUCUCUCAUCUUCCUAUCCUCUUUUUCCUCCCCUACUGCAUCACCCAUGUGCUUGAGUCUGUACUUACCCUCAUAAAAGAGGGAUUCUUUUUUUGAAAUGUGAGACCAAACAUAAGAAAAUGAGCUCAAAUGAAAACAAAAGUGAUUUUUUUUGGUGGCACAUGAAUCAUUUUUUGACUAUUUGAGUGACAAAUCCUAGAAUGGGCUUUCAUAGAGGCUAUGGAUUGUCCAUCUCUGAGAUCUAGUUAUGCCUAAAGUUUUGCCGUUCAAAAAGUUUACAGUUUUCCACUAUGCUCCUCUGGAGUUUAAAAUUAGGUUGUCUUGGGGCCGGGAGAUAGGGGGUAGAAAUAUACGUUUUACAAGCUAUCCUUUGUGUAGGUCACCAGUAGGAGGCUAGCACAGUUUUCAGCUCCCUCUAGGGCUCCAGUCUAUCUGGUGUUCUACAGGUACGCCAUAGUCCUGAAAAGUGUCUUUUUUUAAUGAGAAAUUUUACAUGAGGAAUUUGUACUCUUGACUAUGGGACAUUGGUUUUAUUCCUGAGAAACUGCAGCUGUCAAGAAACACACAGCAAACCAUCGUCCUGCAAAAACGUUUUCUACAAAGAAAAAUCCAACGUUUUUACUUUUUCAGUAUUUUUAUGCCUGUUUUUUUCAAGUACAAACACUGUGACUGCAUGUCAUUUUAGGUCCUAAUUAUCAGUGGGUAUUCUGCCAGCUAAAGAAUAAAGAAUAGACAUUCCUGCUUAAUUUCCCCCUUAGGGGCUGCCUUUCUACAUACUGGUUGUUUUACUCAAAUUUAAUUAAUAAUUAUAAAUAUUUUUGCUUUAUUCCUUGCAUGUUCCUCCCUGAAUGUCAAUUUAGACAUAAAAUAUCUAAAUUUCUAGUGUUGUUAAUCCAUUUCACUUGUGCUCUACACUAGCAAUCAUGUGUUGUUUUUUUCUAUUCCUGUGCCAAAAUUUAGUGUGGUUCCAAAUUUUAAAUAAAAACUCACUGGGUGCCCAAUACAUAAGCUAUCAGGCAUCCAAAUAUAUUUAAAA
Molecule: messenger RNA, 3814 nt
Organism: Ornithorhynchus anatinus (platypus)
Lineage: Eukaryota; Metazoa; Chordata; Mammalia; Monotremata; Ornithorhynchidae
Gene: CYP1D1
Product: cytochrome P450 1D1
Exons: 7
Coding region: 420-1928 (502 amino acids)
Biological process (GO): progesterone metabolic process; hormone biosynthetic process
Molecular function (GO): heme binding; iron ion binding; steroid 17-alpha-monooxygenase activity
Source: RefSeq, a predicted model, not a curated record